Molecule: messenger RNA, 7133 nt
Organism: Pecten maximus
Lineage: Eukaryota; Metazoa; Mollusca; Bivalvia; Pectinida; Pectinidae
Product: carnitine O-palmitoyltransferase 1, liver isoform-like
Exons: 19
Coding region: 78-2219 (713 amino acids)
Biological process (GO): carnitine metabolic process; fatty acid metabolic process
Cellular component (GO): mitochondrion
Molecular function (GO): carnitine O-palmitoyltransferase activity
Source: RefSeq, a predicted model, not a curated record
ACGUAUACGCUCCAGUUGAUCCAGUGUAGACGUUCGAUACAGACAGGGGAGGGAGAGGAAACGCGGCUGUCACCAUCAUGCCAAGUCCUGCUAUAGCACCGUUUUUAGGGGCGACGGGGAGACUAAUGAGCUACAGGAACUUUAGCGAGGCAUCAGCAGUCGGGUUCCUGAGCGCGAUUUUAUUCGCCGUUUUCUCCGAUCCCGUCAGAAAUUUUGUAGAUUUUGGUGAAAAAUGGAUGGAAUUGUCGGCAUUACCCUAUCAAAUGAAUAUCGCUUUGUUGGGGUUUAUAGUCGGCUAUGGACUCGUCAAAAUAUUAUUACUUGCCCGGAUAACGGUCCUUAAAAUGCUUCUUAAUUAUCAUGGAUGGAUGCACAGCCCGAAAUCAACAGCUACUAAGAUAUGGGGACUGAUGUUGAAAGCCAUCAUAGGAAAAGGCAACUUCCCGACGUUCUUCUUUCAGGCAAUGCUACCACACCUCCCAGUCCCAGAUCUCAACAUCACCUGUGAGAAGUUUCUAACAUCAAUGAGACCCCUCCUGUCAGAUGAAGACUUCAUGAACCUCUUAACAGCUGUAUUAUCAUUCAAGGAGAAGGAAGGUCCCACACUUCAGAAACACCUGCUACAAAAGUGUGCCACAGAAGAGAACUGGUUGACAAAUUACUGGCUAAACCUGGCUUAUCUCAGCUACCGAGAACCAUGCGCAGUGAACGUAAACUGUUAUGCAACAGACAGGAAAAAAGCUUGUUCCACAAACCAGGCAGCCAGAGCUGCUAACCUUACCCACUGGAUCCUCAGAUUUCAUGAAAACAUUCUGGAGGAAAAAUUAAAACCACAGUUUCUACAGGACAUGAUACCAAUAUGUAUGGAGGGUUACAAGAUGCAGUUCUGUACAUCACGUAUACCUGGCAAACAUGUAGACGAGCUUGUUACGUGGAAGGAUUCGAAGCAUAUUGUGAUAUUGAGAAAGGGCAGUUACUAUAAGUUGACUGUGCACGCACCUGACAACGAUGGAAAGGAUAGAUUACUGACACCAGCAGAGAUCCUACCUAUCAUAGAACAUAUUCUAAAAGACGCAGAAGAAUCAACAGACAGCACACAGGCUGCCGUAUUUACAGCUCUUAAACGAGACCAGUGGGCUGAUAUUCGCACCAGAAUGGUAGAAAAUGAACUAAACAAAAACAGUAUAGAUGACAUAGAGUCGGCCAUAUUUCUUGUUUAUCUGGAUGAAGGUCUACCGACAACAAUUGAAGAGAAUGGAAAAGAUAUCAUGGUUGGAAAUGGAUUUAACAGAUGGUUUGACAAGUCUAUGAUGUUCCCCGUAUUUGCUAAUGGUAAAACGGGCGUGAAUGUGGAGCACUCGGCAGGUGAUGCUACACUUCCCGGCAGAAUGUGGGAAUACUUCUUACAGAAUGAGAAAUACACCAAGGAUGGUAAUAUCAUCGCUGAGAGGUCUCGUAAGAAGAAAAUUCCUUCUCCUCAAAGGCUGACAUGGGAUAUGACUGGAUUGGAGAAAGAUGUGGAAGAAGCUUACGAACACUACAGAAAAGCUGGUGGGUUUCGUCUGAGAGUUGUCUCCCCUGAAUACGGUAAAGGUUACAUCAAAAAGAAGAGAAUGAGUCCAGAUGGUUAUAUCCAGAUGGCCCUACAGUUAGCCUAUUACAGGCUCUACAACCAAGUUCCUAAAACUUACGAAUCUGCAUCAACAAGGAUGUUCCUGAAUGGUAGAACAGAGACAAUCCGUUCAGUAUCUGAAUAUUCCAAGCAGUGGGUACAAAGCAUGCAGAAUGAACGAGCAACCCGAGAACAGAGAAUAAUGUUACUUAAACGAGCCGUACAAUACCAGACGCAGAUCAAAGUUGAUGCCAGUAUAGGUCAGGGAUGGGACAGACAUCUCAUUGGACUGUUCGCUGCCUCGCAAGAACUCAAAAUGCCGACCCCAGCCCUGUUCCAAGACAAGAGUUUUUGGAUGACCGACAAACUGAGUACAUCACAGACUCCGACCCGUUACACCGACCAGUGGACCCUGGAGACCUCCUGUAUGGGCGGUGGCUUUGCUCCAGCCUCCCCCGAUGGUUACGGGAUAUCCUACAUGAUCUAUGGGGAAGACAUGUUGAAUUUCCAUGUGACUAACAACAAGUACUGUCAAACAACGUCAGCAGACAAGAUGGCCGACGCCAUUCUGGAGGCGAUGUCAGACAUGAAGGAAUUGCUCAAGUAGUGCUGUGAUUUGAUGUCGCCAUGGUGUUUUGUUGCCUUGGUCACCAUGCUUACACCAUGUGACUGUAGUUUUAUGCUCUCAAAGCAUUGUAUUGUCAUGAUUUUAUAUCAGUUUAUACUGUGUGUCGUCUGGUUGGGAGAAGAUCAGAACUCGCAUGAUAAAGAGGAAUGGUAACAUCAGCAGUCUGAUGGAAAACUGGAAUUCAACAACAUUGAGAAAUAUCAUAACUACCAUUAUAGAUGGACUUGUUACAGAUGAAGACUGGCAUUCUCUUGUAAAACUCGGGUAAAACCGCAUUUGGCUAUCAAUAUUUACAUAACUUGCUGUAAAUUGUAUGACCGGGAAGAAAUAAUAAGAUAGUUUUGAUGUUUUACGACUUUGUCUUUAGAAAUAUUUUGCAUACCAAUCAGCAAAUCAGUGAUCCAGCAUUUAUUUGUCAAAGCUGUUGAAUUUUUAGAUUUCACAGGAAGUUAUAAUUAAAACAGAACAGACAGACCCUGAUCUGUGACAAUGCCUUGAAUUUUCAGUCUCUUCUUUUGUAACAAUGCAAUUUUUUUAUGAAUGCCAUAUAGAUAACCUGCCUAUCAGUUUGUGUAUUGUCUGACAGUGGAUAUACUUGGUACUAUUUUUGCGAACUGUGAUGGGGCUCCAGUGUUAUGUAAAGUAUUUAUGUUGUGUAGUGACUACAAUCAUAUAAAUGGCUAUGCUGUGGGAUUUCUGAUUAUUAUUUGUGGCAUCUCCUUUUUUCUAAGACACAAUUUUUAUAUUUUAUAGUAUUCUUGAAAACUGAGAAUACUUUUUCUCUUCGGAGAGGGUGGGGUCGCUGUCUUGAUCACAAAUAUCAUUGUUGGCAUGACCCUCUGUAAGAAAAUAAAAACAGAAGUUUCCAUGACUGUUCCUUAAUGCGAUACAAUUUUGUAGCAUAUUUCAUACUUUUCAAGUCUUUUUGAAUGAUACAGCACUGUAGUGUUAGGUUAUAAGUUUGUAAAAGUUUGUCACUUUUUAGAUAAUUUUAAAUAAACUGCUAACAGUUCAUGUUUUUAUUUUGGAAUGUAGUCCCAGACUUCAUUGUUUUAUGUGGUAUUCACAGACUUGUGGUGAACUGUGGACUGGUGAACAUAGACUUCUUUAUGAACUGAAAACAGUUGUAUUAUCGUCACUCUUCUUGACUAACUCUUAUGGAAGUUUAUUUCAGGGACCAUGUUUUUUAAAGUUUAGAGUCUUCUUUUUUCAUGGGAACACGCCACUUUUAUAAGAUAUUAUUUCUCUCGUAAAUAAGAUUUACAAUUCAUAUGCUGUUGAUGGUAUUUUGGUUGGUUAAUACAAGAGUAAUGUUUGUAUUUGUUCUUCAUUUUGUUUUGUUAUUAUUUAAUGGUAUUUAAUGUUUCUUUUAUUUCAGUAUUCAGUUUUCUUUCAUAGAAACCAAUUUUCCAACAACCCAUUUCAUUGUUACCUUCCUGUUUAAGACAGAACUUGUUAAACAUCGCGAGAAGUUGAUGAGUCUGCUAAAUAGUAAGAGUAUAUAUUAUCAUAGGUUCAACUGCAAACUUGAUGACAAGGCCAUUUAUCAUUUUUAAAGUGAUAGUCCCUGAACUAUGAUGUCUGUCUGACAUCUUGAGUGAUAUUUAACAUAUAAGAUUUAAAUUUGGCGAAAAAAAACUUCAGUGCUAUGAAACAGACAAUUAAACUACCAUAUUCCAACUAUGCAGUUAUUCUCUUUUUUUUCUAUCAAUACAAAACAUACAUUCCAUAACGUUGUAUUGCACCGGUCGAGUGGUUGUGGAACACUUUCUCCAUUAAGGUCGAUAACUUACUACUAGUACUAGGACAAUUCCAUACAAAUCUGUUUAACAAUUGUUCAUCGUGAAUGGCUAUGAAAUAGUAAUUGUCCAAUCUGCCCUGCUGUUGUAAUGAGUACCAGUACUUGGGAAGUAGUUCUGGGAGACACUUGGACUCUUGCAAAGUCCUAUGGAUGAGUUUAUACUGUUAUGGCUGAUAGUGGAGUUUGUUUCUGUGUUUUUUUUUUUGUUUAAUUAGACACAAUAAAUCUUAAAUUAAUGGCUGAAACAUUUUCCAAAUAGGUCAAAUGCCCUGGUGAUAUUUUCAUUUGGUAGCUCUCUUUUUAAAUAAGUUUCUUAAACUCAAAAUAUUUUUUUUUAGAAAAUUAAGUAUUUUAAAAAUUCAAUUUUAAUAUUGAAAAAAACUGCUAAAAAUCAUUGAUCUUUGAAUUAUCUGCUGUUUAUUGUGGAAUGUUUGUAUGUUUUUAUGUGGAGCUAGUGGUCUCUGCCAAACACAAUCCUUGUUUUCUUGGCAAGACUUGCUUAUUGUUCGAUGAUUUUAAAAAUCUGUUAUUAAUAUUUUUAUUUUAAAUAUGACUUUUUAUGCUUUCAUUAAGUGUGUGAACUAUAUUUAUAUUCAUAAUGUAGCACAAGUUAUCAAUAUUUAUAUCCACAGUUAGGUUCUAUCUUACAACUGUAAUCCUGACUUUCCCUCAUUACAUAUACAGUUCAUAGUGUAGGGUUUAACUCCGUUAAAAUGCUUAAAAUUGUGACAUGUAAUUAUAUAUUUUGUCAAGGAAGAGAGUUGAUGAUGUCCUUUGUUGAUUGCAUUUAGUCGGCAAGCCUAGUCUUAGACAUUUAUCACAAAGCUUUCACGCCUUGCACAUUAUAUUGAUGAAAUGAAUCUCAAUUUUGGAGGAAAACUCUUGAAUUUUGGGACCAUGUAAAAUUAAUUGUGUGGCCGAGUUGUUUGGACAAACUAACAUAUUACUGUACAGAUAUUUUGUUGUGUUGGUUUAAAAUGUACACAUUUAAUAUCAAGUUUGUAUUUUAUUCAUGCCUGGCCCUGCUUUUUGUGUUUGUUGUUUUAGUGACUGGAAUGGUUUUUUAAUCUUGCAGAUUUUUAAAUUUUCGCUAUCAACGAAAAAAUUACAACUUCAAUCUACUUGCUUCACAAAACUGUUAAGACAUUGAAAUAUCAAAUUCAAAUAUUGUUUUGAAGUCUGAGAAUUUUGGGGGUAGGGAGAGGGGAAAGCAUGCAUGCACUGUUCAAGUGUCUCCGGAAGGUCAUUGAGCUGCUGGAGAUAGACUUACAAUCAAUCCAUAUCUAUUGCGAUCUCUAAAACGACAUAAAAAACUUUUUUUUUCUAAUUGUCUUGUUAUUAAAUGUGUAUGUUUUACAUGAAAUGACAAUUUUUAGAUUCAGAGAUAUUCCGUCUAUAUGUAAGCAUGUAGAAGCAUCAUGAUAUUGUGUAUACAGAUUUAAAACUGUUGCAAUGUGCUUUGCAAUUUAUUAAUACUAUUGGCUUUGAAUAUGAUUUGUUUAAACGUUUAUAACAAAAUUCAUGGAGUUGAUGCUUAUUCUUGAUGUUUAUAUACUCGAGCUGAAAAGACUUGUAUAUGAUGUAAGCAUUUAUGUACGUGGAUGAGAUUCAUUUCAUAUCUAUUGUUAAUAAAGAAAUAUUCAAAUAUGUCAUUUUUUUCUGUUGGUUUAUUGUCUCUUAGAGUAUGUUGUUGAUGCUACUGUCUCAAUGGUAGGUUACAAAGUAAACAAGAACUAAACAAUAGCAUUAUUAUUACAUGUUUCUAGAUGAAAUAGACAACCAGAGAAAUGAUCAUUUGUCAUGUAGAAUGGUAUGUACUGUGACGUCAUCAUGAGAUCCUUUCAAACCAUAAGAAAAGUUUUGGUUUGAUACUCGUGUUUUGAAUGGUUUAGGAAGCUGUGAAUUUGUGGUUCAUGAUAUUGUAAAAUGUUUAAUAAUCAAACUGCCUUUGACUAGAAUUGACAUUUUAAUCAGGGUUGACAAUAACAUGCCAAAUUAAGUUCAUGUAAACUGAAAUAAAAGUCUAAAAAAUAAUGUUGGAAAAAUGAUGGCUUGAAAAAAGAUGCCUAAAAGCUAACAUCAUUGUGUUGAUGACUUGUGUAAACAAUUUUACCUGUCUCCUGCCGGUUUAAGUAAUUUAAAAUCUAGUUGCUUAAUUUAUUGAAAUAUUAUUCAGAAUAUGGUAGUUUAUUACAGUAUCUAAACAGUUUAUUUACUGAUAUAUAUGUAAACAAUUUGUAUACAAUUCAUUUAUAGGUAUAUGCAAAGUUUACUCACUUGUUAUACUCAGUUUAUAAUCAUUGUAUUGAUGUACCAUGAUGGACAUUGUUUAUAUAUUUGAGUUUUACAAAUUUGAGUUUUACAAAUUAGAACUUUAUUAUUCAUAAGCUUACCUGUACCCAUGGUUGCUCAUCAUAAUGUAAUUGCAAUAUUUUUUUCUGAAAUUCAUACAUAUAAAGAUACUUAAAUUAGAUAUAUCAAGGAGUAAAUAUUUUUCAACAUAUUUAUGUUUCCACUGUCUUAUUUAUUAUUAGCAAAUAAUGGUCUGAUCAUGAUAUUAAUAUUAUAUAAGAAAUUGUAAGAUUUACUACUAACUAUCCAUGACAACUCAAUAUGAUAUUAGAGGUUCUCGAAUAUAGCCACAUGUAUUGUGUAUGUAGACAACAAAAGUAAUAUAGCCACAUGUAUUGUGUAUGUAGACAACAAAAGCUUUGUAACAGAUAAAAUAAAAAGUACUUCUGUUAAAAGUUAUCUUUUAGCAGAAUAUGGAACAUUUACUUUCUGCAUGAAUAUUAGUUACUUUCCAGAACUAAAAAUCUAGGCUUUUGUUUUGUACAUUCACUCGCAAAGAAUGGCAGAAUACUGCAACUUGUAGUUAAACUUUAAAACAGCAUUUAUCAUGAACUCAUUUACUGCUUUUUUUAGAUUUACUUUAAAGUUUGGUGAAAACAACUCAAGAUGUUACUGGUCGCUUGUUUUGCUGGUAUGAUAUUUGCGUACACUUCAAUGCAAUAUUUUAGCAAAUGUGUUGAGUGUGUUGAUUUCUGACCGAUUAUAUGUGAUAUAUUUUAGUAAAUUUCUCUGUAAAGCAA